Messenger RNA from Neltuma alba, 510 nucleotides. RefSeq lists its product as uncharacterized. The transcript has a single exon. Gene Ontology annotation, molecular function: RNA-DNA hybrid ribonuclease activity; nucleic acid binding. The record is from RefSeq and is a predicted model, not a curated record. Lineage: Eukaryota; Viridiplantae; Streptophyta; Magnoliopsida; Fabales; Fabaceae. Bases 1 to 510 code for a protein of 169 amino acids.
AUGGCCAAGGACAGUUUAUCUAGAGCAUGCAUGGACAGAGACCUGGUGCAGAAGUACAAAUGGAAACAUGGUGAGGUACCUAUUUCAGGAAUUUUAAGAACUCGGCAAGAUGCUGGUUUCCACCUGGAGUCAGACGGGUCAGUUUUGAAGGACAAUAGUAGCGGCUGUGGAGGAAUGCUACGCUUGCAAGAAGUUGUGGAAAUCUUUGGUAUCUUCUAUGGCUUGCAGAUGUGUUGGGACAGAGGAAUCAGGGAUAUAGUAGUCCAUUCAGAUUGCCUUGAAGCCAUUAAUCUUUUGAUUAGAGGCUACAACUUGGAUCACCCUUUUAGAGACCUUAUCGAAGAAACCCGCCUAUUACUUCAUAGGGACUGGCAAGUUUAUCUAAGUUACACUCCUAUAAGUAAUUUGACCUUGGUCGAUUUUUUAGCAAAGUCUUCCCAUACAAUGGAAGGCUCUUUCCGUAUUCUUGACCAACCUCCUAUUGUCAACAGUGGAAUAGUUCACGAGUAG